Amblyraja radiata (thorny skate) is the source of this 2356-nucleotide messenger RNA. RefSeq names its product tetraspanin-8. Bases 93 to 782 code for a protein of 229 amino acids. The record is from RefSeq and is a predicted model, not a curated record. Gene Ontology annotation, cellular component: plasma membrane. Lineage: Eukaryota; Metazoa; Chordata; Chondrichthyes; Rajiformes; Rajidae. The transcript has 8 exons.
GGGUGGGUGUGGUUUGCUUAACACGGGAGAGCCCGGAACCGGAGAAGCAAAGGUGAAGUUGCACGGAGCGGUGGAAAAUCGAGACGGGAACGAUGGCUGGAGUUAGCAAGUGCAUCAAGUACUCUAUGUUCUUCUUCAAUUUCCUAUUUUGGCUGAGUGGCACGGUGAUACUCGCAGUGUCAAUAUGGUUACGUGCCAGCAACGGUAGUGUGAAGCAAAUUGGUGCUGUGAGUGUGGCAGAAUUCUACCCUGCAAUCAACCUUCUGAUUGCAGUUGGGGCGAUCAUUAUGGUGUUUGGAUUUCUUGGAUGCUGUGGAGCCAUUAAAGAAAGCAGGUGCAUGCUGCUCCUGUUCUUCAUUGGACUUCUCCUUAUUCUGGCUAUUCAAGUAACUGCCGGCAUUUUAGGCAUAGUGUAUAAAUCACAGAUUGAAGAAACGUUGAAGGAAGAGUAUAAAAAAAUGAUUCCCAUAAGUGAUCAACUAGACAGUGUCAAGCAACAGAUAGAAGAAAUACAGAAAGAGAAUAAAUGCUGCGGUCUGUUGAAUGGCUACAAAGAUUGGGCAAGUGUUCCAGCAUCCUGUCUCUGCCCUGACAAAGAUUCAGUUGGCUGUAUGAAAACAUCAAACGGGCUUUAUUGGGCUAAGUCAUGUGGCACUAUGCUGAUCGACAUCCUGAAGGACCAUCUCGUUAUAGUAGUUGGCAUUGCCUUGGGGCUGGCAGUGGUUGAGGUAUUUGGACUAAUCCUGUCCAUGACCUUGUACUGCCAAAUCAAGAAUAAAUGAAAAAGAAAGUUUUCCACAGUUGGUGUUUUGGUUCAUUUACAAUGUUUAAUGCUGCAUCUUCUGGCAUGUAACUCAUACCUGAGCUUAAACUGUAAUCUUGAUUUAUUUUUUUUCUAUCCAUUUUUCCUGAUCAAUAAGAUUUAAUUUUGAGGAUGUAGUUUAUUCACACCUCCUUGUACUGUGGUGUUUUGCAACAUGUUUGUUCAGUUAAUUCUAGUUGAUUUAUAGUGUUUCAGUAUGGCUGCUUUGAUCAGCAACUAUCUGUUUGUCAAUGUAGAGGAAUAGGAUUAUCAAUAUUGGAAAGGUGACGAGGCGCUCAGUCUUUCAAGCAAUGCCAUUUCACUAAAUCAGGUAAAGAUUCAUCAUAUCUAAUCAAUCGAAAGAUGGGGCCCAUCACAUUGAAGAAUGGGCCAGUGAAAUUGUAGCAAAAUAGCAUCCUGUUUAACAAGAAACGGCUGGGUGUGUGAAAAUAGGCUGACAAUUCAUCAUGUACAAGUUUACAGACCUGUUUCACCCAACUGACUCAAGAGAACCAGCCUAUUCAUUUUAUCAGUGUUCUGAUAUAAAUUAAUAUUGGCCUGAAUUUUACGGCAAGAAACAUGGGGCCUGCUCUACAUAUAGUGUUUGAAGGAGUAAAGUGAUCAACUUCCAGUGUCCACAUUUGAAUUUCAAAUGCAGAAAGUAUAAUGUUUUGUUUUGACCCUGUCACCUUUUUGGUUACUGUCUUGCUGAGAUGCUUUCCAUUCCAAUACAAGGAGAAUGAGGUGGUAAUGUCUCCAUGAAGGUUCUUGUGCAUUCAUAUAGAAAUUAACUUGGCACUUCAGUCUUAAUACCAACCAACUAACAUAAACUUUGAACGUAGAGAUUUGUUUCUUCCGAUUGUUGGAGCCUUCAAAAUAUUAAAACUUUAAUUUCAUUGAUUUACCUAUUCUAAGAAACAGCGUCUCAGUAAAGAUUCUUUAGUCUGAUGCAGGAGGUAACUGUGAGCAUUUGAAUUCCUGUUGAGUAGUUAUGUGUAAAUUUGUUGCAUCGUGUUGCCAGGUAGUGUAACUGGUGUUAGAAAUAAGUUUUUUUUUCCAGAUAAUCGUUGGAUUAACAUCAAAAAGUAGUCAGUCGUGACCGAGUUUAUGGUGUUGGGAAUCCUCUAAUAAGAUUUAUUGGAUACUUGUUAAAUGAAAAUGAUCUUUCAGAAAAAUGUGGAUGAAUGGGGAAAGUUAAUUGCAUGACAACUCUUUAGUUUAAGACCUAGCAACAAGGAAAUGAAUCCUAGGAUAUUGUAUUUACUUAGCUCCUGGCUAGGUGUAUGUUAAGAUAUGAUGGCAACCGAACCAUGUUUAAUAAUUUGUUAAGAUUAUGAAAUCCAACUUGUAUGUCUACGCUGUGUUGGAUUGAGAGGUAUGGUAAUCUAAACUUGGUUAUGACUGUUUAACUACAUGGGUUCUUGGAGAGUUUUAUUCUACAUAUAUUUUGAGCUUUUUGUAUUUUUUUAAAUGAUUUUGUAAUUUUGAGAAUUAAAGUUAAAAUGUAUUAAUUGUCAUUGUGUUUAUAAGAAUUAAAAGUUGAAAAGCUCUGAA